Molecule: messenger RNA, 1494 nt
Organism: Serendipita indica DSM 11827
Lineage: Eukaryota; Fungi; Basidiomycota; Agaricomycetes; Sebacinales; Serendipitaceae
Source: the annotation of a GenBank genome assembly
AUGGACGUCAUACACGACAACGACGACAAAGCCAAGCCUACGACAAAUAAUGAAGAGCAGAGACAGCGAGCUGCCAUUGUUGUGCAGCGCGCGUGGAGAAGGCACGCGCAGAGAAAGGACAAUCUCAGUACAGACGCACGCUGGAAGGAUACGCUUCAGAAUAUGGAGAAGGAGCGGGUGAUCAAGGAGGCAGGUCAGGAUAAAAACGACCCUCGUUCGCGGUUCCGCAGAGGUGUAUUUCUCGCGGCGAGGCUUGCUGAUGGGAAUGCACUGCCUUUUUUCGAAGAGGAUCAUCGUUGGAGGCAUCAUAAUGAACCCAAGCUCACAAAGGCUCGGCAUUUGCUGCGAACUGGAGAGCCAGCACAUGCUGGAAAAGCACCGCUAUGGAUCGAACUGUACUUUGCACGUCCUGGAUGGCCUCAAGCUGACCGCAGCCAGUACUACCACCAGAAAUGGAUAGCUGCCGAUACGGACGUCAACUUUUUCAAAUGGCUUGACGAGGGCGACGGAAAGGACCUAUCUCUACCAGAGUGCUCAAGAGAGCAACUGGAAUCCGAGCGUAUUCUAUUCCUCUCAGCAGAGCAGCGACUCAAUUACCUAAUCAAGGUCGAUCCAGAGGGCAAGAUUCGGUGGGAGCGCAAUAAUGAAUAUGUGGACACUGCUCCUGGCAAGUGGAUUGAUGCUGGAGAUGGUCAGGGUAUCGUUCGCUCAGAAGGGGAAGGCAACGAACAGAACAAACAAGUCGAUGACAAGAACCACAGAGGCAAAGGACACGAUCCCAAAGUGGCCGAGACGGCGCGCCAUUACGAAGGGGUUACGGGUGAUCGUAGCCUGAAUUCGUUUCAGAGAAUGUGGAAAGAUCGAUUCACGACGAACGGGUUGAUGGAGAGGCUCCUCAGAAAGACGGUUCGCAAGAACACUUGGCUAUACGUCUCGGAUAAGAACUUCAAUGUCUUUGUCGGAAUAAAGGAGACGGGAUACUUUCAACACUCCUCUUUCACUUCUGGUGGCCAAGUGACGUCCGCUGGCCUCAUCGAGGUCGACAAUGGGCUCGUCACAAAUUUAUCACCUCUGUCCGGGCACUAUAGAACUGGAAUUGACCACUUCAAGCAGUUCCUGGAGAUUAUGAACGAGCGUGGCAUGGAUCUACACAGGAUUCAUGUUACCAAAGGAGAGGUACUGCUAUGGAGCUUGGAACACUGGAAGGGCUUUACCAAAUCACUCAAACAGUCAAAGAAGAAAGUUCAUCACGCGGCUCACGUGGCCGUGCAUCCACGCAAAGCCAAAGAAGAAGAAGAAGAGGAAAGGAAAAAGGAAGAAGAAAAUAAGCAAGCGAUGAAACAGGUCGAUGCUGCCGAGGCCGCGGCUAUCGAGGCAGAAGAGAAGAAUAGGAAGGAAGCAACGGAGUCCACAAUACGUAGAAAGCUGGCACAUCACGAGGAGAAGAAGGAGAAUCAACCGGAUCUAGCUCCUCUGGAAAGUGGGACGGCUUGA